Molecule: messenger RNA, 2885 nt
Organism: Chelonoidis abingdonii (Abingdon island giant tortoise)
Lineage: Eukaryota; Metazoa; Chordata; Testudines; Testudinidae
Source: RefSeq, a predicted model, not a curated record
AUGAAGGCCAUUGAAGCAUCAGACUUACCGCUUAGCCUCUGUCUCUACGCGCUCCGGGAUUCGCUGCGGCCCCUCUACCCCAACGGCUGGUUCCGGCUGCUGGAUUCGCACGGGCUGCCCCGCGGAGGGGUGCGCAGCCUGGCGGCGCUGGGGGAACAGGUUGCUGUAUUCCGUGCUCUGGAUGGACAAGUGUAUGUAGUCGAUGCCUACUGCCCACACCUGGGUGCCAACCUUGCUGCUGGUGGCCGUGUGGUGGGUAACUGUAUUGAGUGCCCUUUCCACGGGUGGCAGUUUCGGGGAGAAGAUGGAAAAUGCACUACAAUCCCAUAUGCUGAAAAAGUGCCAGACUUUGCAAAGAUUAAAACAUGGCCCUCGUGUGAAAUAAACGGAAUGAUACUUGUCUGGUACCACUGUGAUGGUAUUGAUCCAGUGUGGGCUGUCCCAGAGCAGGAAGAGAUCACCUCCAAGGAGUGGGUGUAUCGUGGCCACACAGAACAUUUUGUCAAUGCACACAUUCAGGAAAUCCCUGAAAAUGCUGCAGAUUUUGCUCAUCUAACUUUUCUGCAUCAACCAGUUUUUAUGAGUGGAGUUGACCUGAGAUACACACACUCCAAGCUGUGGGAGUCUGUGAAGCACUGCUGGAAGGGUGAAUGGCAGCCAGAGCCAGAACCCAACAAGCAUUGUUCCCAGUUAGUGGUUAAACACAGUCUAACAGUGUUUGGAAAGCACUUCUCCUUGAUGGAUUUAGCAGUUAGAGCCAGACAGGUGGGGCCAGGGCUGGUCUACCUGAUCUUUGAACAUGCUUUCCUGGGCCGUGGGAUCAUUCUUCAAAGCGUGACGCCUGUGGAGCCUCUCCUGCAGCACGUUGUCCACAAGAUCUAUUAUCAGCGCAGCAUGCCGGUGGUGAUCCCCAAGUUCAUUCUGAAAGUGGAAUGCGUUCAGUUUGAACGUGAUAUCAUGAUCUGGAACAACAAGCAAUAUCUGUCUAAACCACUGCUGGUAAAGGAAGAUUCCGCGAUCCCAAGGCACAGGCGCUGGUUUGCUCAAUUCUAUAGUGAGAACAGCACUAGAUUCACUUUCCAAAAGGGUGUACUGGACUGGUGAUGUCCAAGUGCUCAAAAGAUGUCAAAUGGCUACAUCCCUUUCUCGCCCAUGAGAACGGCAGUCAAACGCAUAGCAAGUUAAUAAAGCUGCAUUUCUGGAUUUUCAGUGGCACAGUUGGACUAUUCUGCAGUACAAGUAAAACUCUCUAGUUCAAUACUUCGAGCCGGCCAAGCAUAAUGUCUUCCAUGUAAGGCCGGGCAAAUCUGUUAAGUGUUGUGUAGACUUUGCUGUCAUAACUGAGCUGUAGCACUGGGUGCCCCCAUCUCCAAUGGGAAAACGAGACUGCUAAAAUCCCCUCAGGAAAUAGUCUGUGCUUUGCAGCUUUUGUUACUCAGGGACAAUUGUAUGAAACCCCAAUCCUUAGGUGCUGCAGGGCUCACGUGCGCCUAUUCUCUAAAGCUGUCAUUUGACAUCUGUUCCUCCUCCCCACAGCAAGUCAUGGCAAACCAGGAUUGUUACCAUGGAUGAGGAAUAGACAGGGUCACUCUAAGGAGCAGAUGGUCUGUUCUUUUGCUGAUGUACUUAGAAACUAGCAAGGGAUCCACAGCAAUGGUCAGGGCUGGCUAUAGAUGGUCCCUGAUGGAUUUCUACAGGAGUUUUACCAAGGAGUUUGUCAGCCCCUGAACAGAUCUUAAUGGACAUAUAGCAUCUAGUGAAGAUGGGAAGUAAUUUUCCUGAUUGUCUUACACUGUAAGAACGUAAAAACCAAACGUUUUGUGCCAAGAUUAGUUCCUCCUGGAGUAAUGUGUAUGUGGACAGUAACAACUGACCGAACACCAGCAGGGACUUGUUUAGAAAGCUAGGUACUCAUCUGGGGCAAGUGCAGAGCGUGCAGACACACUGGACAAUCAGCCUUUAGUAUGUGUACGAAAACUGAGCUUUGCUGGUUUGGCUAAAAACUGCUCUAAUUUCCAUUGUGCUUUGUUCCUUAGUAGUAUACAUAGAUGGGCCAACUUCUGCCUUGACUUACAACCUCUAGACUCCUGUUUGUUGCAGGUAAGUCAGGGCAGAAGUUGGUGAUCAGACUGUAAUGUAGUUACUCUGUGCUCAUCGCCAUCAAAAACCAACUUGGGGCGCACAGACCUGUUAGGAGCCUUCCAAGCUAGGCUGCACCAUGCUGGAGCUGACUGACAUUGUCUGCUAUACAGAUCGCUUGUGUAAACCUGUCCUCCUGUAGCUUGUGAAUUCUGCACUUUACUGAGCCUUUUGUUUUUGCACUGAACCAUAAAACAAUGUUAACCAGCAAGCCAGAGGCCUUUCCUUCCUGGGACUUUCUCUAGCCCCACACUCGUUACUGGGUGAACUGUUUAAACUAGUCCCUUAACGUCAUAGUCUUGAGGGGGUUGUGUAGUCGGUUGGGGGGAGUGGCUCCUCCCCCUCCGGGUCUGUGGAUGGCCAAUCCGCACUUACUUCAUUGUCUGCGAUGGGGGCUACAGCCAUAGAAUCAUGAUGGCAUGGGGUCACUCAUCACCUAAAUGCUGAAGCAGGCCUGGACUACGUGGCAUAGCAACGUCAGGUGGGCUAGUCAACCCCUUGGCAAAUGUCUGGCUCUCUGGUGUGACUGAUCUUGUACUAAUAGGGAUGAGUGCCACAAAGGAGUUACAGGAGUUAAAUAAGUCUUGGAAGAAUCACUUCUGGGUGGAACCAGGAACAGGCUAAUUGUAGGGGGCUGAGCUCUUCUCUGGCUCACAUAUCACCCAGAGAAGUGUUCACAAGUGGCACCAGUUUCAGCUCAUCCAUAAAAAUUCUUUCUACAACGUGAACUGGGCUUUUGUUUUGAU